AUGUGCGUGAAUGAUCGAAUUAUAUCCUUUAACGCUUGGUAUGCCCAGAAACGUUCCCUGGUAUCAACUUCAGCAUCCGAUACGAAGGAAAAAAACAGUUCCGCAAUUGUUUCUACGCCCUUGAUGGAUCUACGAUCGGCAGACGACCGCGCCAAACGACGACUUGCAUUUCCCAACGAUACCAACUUUUCAGUGAUUCCAUUUCCGAUUGAAUGCUUGAAGGAACGAUCCUUUGAACUACCAGCCAGACAUGUGGAAUUUGCCAUUCUAGUACGGUCCAGCGAUUUGCCAAAGGCUUCUUCCUUUUUGUUGGGAUCCACAGACAAUGCUCGUAAACGAGCGCAGAAACCAUGGUUGGUAACGAAUAUCCUGAUUGAUGAUGCAGGGCUCUGGGAGCAGGCCGAGAAACUAGGUUUGGUGCGAUGUGACGAGGAGGAGGUGGCCUAUCCAUUACCGCGACUGUGGCAACCUGACAAAAUGGUGGAAACCGUCGUACUGCCACUACUCAUGGAAUCCCUGAGAAGCGUGGAAGAUCCGAGCUACAAACAAGAGGGAAAUAUGACGAAGUAUGACCACGCUAUCGAAUCGGACUACGAGGUUUGGGAUUUGGCCAGUGGGGCUGCUCGAGACGUGACAUUUUUGGCCGAAGAGUUGAAGGCGGCGCAAGUUCCGUUUCGACGAGUGGUGGGCAUUGAUCAUCGGUACAAUGCCAAGGAGCAGGGGAUAGUGAAUGCAUUCUGGGAACGACGAGGGGUGGGAAAGUUGACAUCGUGUAUCAAGAUGGAUUUGUCCACCUUAGAGAAGGGUGCAGAAGAACUAUUGAAAAAUCGAAAAGUAAUCGCGCUCUUGGCAGUAAGAUUUUGGAAGCCAUCGUUGGUCGAAGCCAUUGCUCGAAACAGUAGUGGUAGCCUGAAGAGUGGGACAAUUUUUGCCAUCAGCCAUUUCUGUAAACCCUACGAUGGGGCACCAUGGAAGUUUGAACACCCUACUGAAAAGACUGUUCUGCAACGAAGUCAACUGAAAGAACUCUUUGAAACAAGCAAGGGCGAAGAUGAUAGUGCUACUUGGGAGAUUUUGUAUGAGGAAAUUGCCAUGGAUUCUGAUCACGGCCGGACUAUGAUUCACUUUGUAGCCCGCUUACGAUAA
Messenger RNA from Cylindrotheca closterium, 1146 nucleotides. The record is from the annotation of a GenBank genome assembly. Lineage: Eukaryota; Bacillariophyta; Bacillariophyceae; Bacillariales; Bacillariaceae.